Molecule: messenger RNA, 1099 nt
Organism: Dimorphilus gyrociliatus
Lineage: Eukaryota; Metazoa; Annelida; Polychaeta; Dinophilidae
Source: the annotation of a GenBank genome assembly
UAUGAACACAUGCGACAAAUCCUUAAUACCUACUGUUGUUGAGGAAUUUGGACUAUCUAAAAUGGAAAAACUUAGUAUACCGACGCCAAUUAUGAAUCCAAAAGGUUCAUUGCCCUGCAUUCAACAAAAAAAACAGUUCUGUAACCAAAAGACAUUAGGAGGUGGAUCGCUUUUGGAAGUUCGGCAGGAUCAGUCAGAGUCCCUUGAACCAUUGGACUUGUCAACCAAAGCUGAAAAGUUUUGCACACUGAUGGCAAAGGAUUAUAUAAAGAACAUGGUUAAAUAUCCACCAAAUUCCAAAUCCGUCCUACCUCAGCAGGGCUUUGUAAGAUCUAAAAAACGAGAUAUCGAACAAUCUACCGAAACUGAAAUUAAUGCAGCAUCAAUAUUGGCAUCUUUUCAAAAUCAAACUCCAAAAUCACCUUUUGAAUCAGAUACCGAAAAAGAAGCAGCCGAGGCUCUGCUGUCACUUAGUGAGGGAGUAUCAAAUCGAAAAAUUGUGAAAUCUUCAAAGUAUCCAAAAAUGAAAAAAUUAGGCCCCUGUCCCAACUUAAAACCUCCAAUAAAGCCAAAGCAAGAUUCUGAUGAGUUACGUCGGGAAAUGGAAGACGUUAUGCAAUGCGGUGGACCCAGACCGAUGGACAGAUUACCUCUUCGGCCUUGGUUAAAAAAGGUGCUGGAUUUAAAUUGCGCUUCAGGGGUUCAGUGGAUGGAUAAAGAAAAUGGUAAAUUUAGAGUUAAGUGGAAACAUGCUGCCAGGCAGGGUUUUAGUGUCGACGGAGAUGCAGAACUUUUUAAACUUUGGGCUAUUCAUACGGGGAAAUAUAAUGAAAGUAAGGAUAAACCUGACCAUAAGAGAUGGAAAGCAAACUUUCGAUGUGCAAUAAACUCUGUUAGUGAUUUGGUCGAGAUUAAAGACGCAAUGCAUCGACAAGACGGUGAAACUUAUAAGGUUUUUCAGUUUUUACCAGAGAAAGCAAAAAAAUCCCUGUCUUGCAAACCUCCAAUUGAGCCAAAAUUGAAAAAGAUUAAGGUUGAAUGCCCAUCCCCAAGAAGACUAUCAAACUCAAAUUUACAGCCAGUUGCUACGUAUUCUUGA